GGUCGGGCUAUUCGGGCCGUCCCCGCCCCGCCACCGGUGCCGCGCUGGAAUCCCCGCUUUCCCGGAAGUGGCCGGGGUCUCCCGGUUGGGGUCCGUUACACGACGCCGCCGCUGCGGGCCGCGGGGGCCGUGACGAUGGCCGAGGCGGCGGAGCGGGACGCCCGGGAGAAGCUGGCCUUGUGGGACACGACGGCUCCUCUGACCGACCGGCAGAUGGACUCGGUGCUGGAGCUGAAGGCGGCGGCGGAGAAUCUGCCCUUGCCGACCGAGCUCCUAGUGGAAGACUUGUGCAGUUUAACAUCCCAGUCCCUGCCUGUUCCACUGACAUCAAUAGUGCCUGAAUCUACAGAAGACAUUCUUUUGAAGGGUUUUGCUUCCUUAGAGAUGGAAGAAGACAGGAUCGAAACUGCACAACAGUUUUUCUCAUGGUUUGCAAAGCUCCAAACUCAGAUGGAUCAGGAUGAAGGCACUAAAUAUAGACAGCUGAGGGAUUACUUGUCUGGGUUUCAGGAGCAGUGUGAUGCUAUAUUGAAUGAUGUGAACAGUGCUCUUCAGCAUCUGGAGUCGUUGCAGAAGCAGUAUCUUUUUGUGUCCAAUAAGACAGGAACCUUACAUGAAGCCUGUGAGCAGCUCCUGAAAGAACAGUCGGAACUUGUUGAUCUGGCUGAAAACAUUCAACAAAAGCUUUCCUAUUUUAAUGAAUUGGAAACUAUUAACACAAAAUUGAAUUCCCCUACGUUGUCUGUGAACAGUGAAGGAUUUAUACCAAUGCUGGCCAAGCUAGAUGAUUGUAUAGCAUAUAUCUCAGCUCAUCCUAAUUUUAAAGAUUAUCCUGUGUAUUUACUGAAGUUUAAGCAAUGUCUCUCUAAAGCAUUGCACCUUAUGAAGACAUACACUGUGAACACACUACAGAACCUCACAAAUCAGUUACUAAAAAGGGAUCCUUCAUCGGUAGCUAAUGCAGACAAUGCCUUUACACUAUUUUACGUGAAGUUUCGAGCUGCUGCCCCCAAAAUCAGAACUAUUAUUGAACAAAUAGAACAACGAUCUGAAAAAAUCCCUGAAUACCAACAACUCCUAAAUGAUAUCCACCAGUGUUACUUGGAUCAGCGGGAGCUCCUUUUGGGCCCGAGUAUUACUUGUACUGUAACAGAGUUAACCAGCCAGAAUAACAGAGAUCAUUGUGCCUUGGUUCGCAGUGGCUGUGCCUUUAUGGUCCAUGUCUGCCAGGAUGAACAUCAACUCUACAAUGAAUUUUUUGCAAAACCAACGUCAAAAUUAGAUGUACUUUUGGAGAAACUGUGUGUGUCAUUGUAUGAUGUCUUCAGGCCAUUGAUCAUUCAUGUUAUUCACUUAGAGACUCUAUCAGAACUUUGUGGGAUUCUUAAAAAUGAGGUGCUUGAAGAUCAUGUGCAGAACAAUGCUGAACAACUGGGAGCAUUUGCAGCUGGAGUAAAGCAGAUGCUGGAAGAUGUACAAGAGCGGCUUGUUUACCGAACCCACAUCUACAUCCAGACUGACAUCACUGGCUACAAACCUGCUCCUGGAGAUCUGGCAUAUCCUGAUAAGUUAGUGAUGAUGGAGCAAAUUGCACAAAGUUUAAAAGAUGAACAGAAGAAGGUACCUUCAGAAGCCUCGUUUUCAGAUAUUCAAUUAGAAGAAACAGAGUCUAACAGUCUAAAAAAAUCUGGUUCAACAGAAUCCCUCAAUCCUAGGCCCCAGACCACAAUUUCUCCAGCAGAUCUUCAUGGAAUGUGGUAUCCUACAGUUCGGAGGACUCUUGUCUGCCUCUCCAAAUUAUACAGAUGCAUAGAUAGGGCAGUGUUCCAAGGACUGUCCCAGGAAGCCUUGUCCGCCUGCAUUCAGUCAUUACUGGGAGCAUCGGAGUCCAUCAGCAAAAACAAGACUCAGAUUGACGGACAGCUUUUCUUAAUUAAGCACCUUUUGAUUCUUCGUGAACAAAUUGCUCCAUUUCACACUGAAUUCACCAUUAAGGAAAUUUCCCUGGACCUCAAGAAAACUAGAGAUGCUGCAUUUAAAAUCCUGAACCCUAUGACUGUUCCGAGGUUUUUUAGGCUGAAUAGCAACAAUGCCUUGAUAGAGUUCUUGUUGGAGGGCACGCCUGAGAUAAGAGAACAUUAUCUUGACUCUAAAAAAGAUGUAGACCGUCAUCUGAAAUCGGCCUGUGAGCAGUUUAUCCAGCAGCAGACCAAGCUGUUUGGAGAGCAGCUGGAGGAGUUCCUGACAAAGGUUUCAGCAUUAAAAACAAUGGCCAGUCAGGGAGGUCCCAAGUAUACUCUCUCACAGCAGCCUUGGGCACAACCAGCAAAGGUCAGUGACCUUGUGUCAGGUGCCUAUAAGACAAUAAAAACAAAUCUGCCUCUGACAUUGAGAAGUAUGUCAUUGUACCUAUCCAAUAAAGAUACUGAAUUCAUCUUGUUUAAACCUGUUAGGAAUAAUAUUCAACAAGUGUUCCAGAAGUUCCAUGCUUUGUUAAAGGAAGAGUUCAGCCCUGAAGAUGUCCGGAUCAUAGCUUGUCCUUCUAUGGAUCAGGUGAACCUCCUACUAUCAGUUUCUAAGUAGCCAGCCCCGUUGGCGGUCCACGUACAUAGCGUGUCCUGCAGGGGGUGCCGGGGAAGCUUUGCACCUGCAAAUCGUUUGUAGUAAUGUCCCUGAGAACUACACCAGCCUGUGCUGCUCAGAGCUGACUACAGAUUGAAGUGUAAGCAGUGAUUGGAAGAUUGGUGUUUCUCUUUUACAAACAUCAAAAUGCCAAAGAUUAAUCUGUGAGCAGUGAUAACUGCCUCAUUUUAAAUGAUCCCAAGAAAUGUAAGCUUUUAAGAGGUAACUGGUGGGCAUGCGGCAAAAUGGUUCUUGGAAAAGAUGUGCAAUGAAAAUAGGUUACAAUGAGUCAUGCGAAGAAGAACCCUCCAGAAAUACAGCUAGUUAGAAAGCUUCUAAGAGUAGGAUUUGCUGAAGCGUGAAACUGCAUCACUUUUAAUCACUGAGCAUUCCACAGUGACUGUAUUUUUUUUACUUUCAGAAAUGUAUUCUACACUAUAUUUAAUGUUUCUCCUAUCAUUUUGAAGUUUAGUUUGGAGUAGAUUUGGAUGCUUCUGAGAACACAUUCUUCUUUCCUGGGAAUUCAGAGUGCUGUUUUUCUCUGUGUUUGAUGUGGAGGUAGUGUAAAUUCGCAAGGACCUUGAAUAAGGUCCAGAAGCCACUCCUUGGACAGCCAGAGAUCUGCAGCCGCCUCCUUAUAGACAUGGGCAGUGUCUUUAAUGAGACAAUUCACAGCACAGUAGUUGGUGUCUGUGAGGUGUCUUAAACUUGCCACAGACAAGAGAGCAGGAAACCUGAUGAGUAGCAUGACUCACGAAUGAAGAUUAGGGUUACCAGCUUUGGUCCACUGCCUUGUAGCAAUUCUUUAAAAAGUGAUCUCUGUCAUGUCCGUGUAUUCAGCUGGCUGUGCUGUGUUCCAGCAUUUGCCAUCCUGGUCCUGUGACAGCAGAAUACGUCUUACUAAUGUCUUUAUCUUUAUAAAGAUGACCAAGAUCGAAUACCUACACCUUAAAACCUACCACAUGGGGUCAGGGAUCAUAACCUACGUUUUGCACAUCUAUGCAUUGUCCUACAAAUACAUGUUUCCUGAUUGGAUUGGUUUUGCAUCCAUUGGGAUACUGACUGUAGCCUAGCUUUUGGUCCAAAAGUAUUUUGAAUUACUCAAACACUAGUCUGGAGGUGGCUCGGGAAUGUAGCCCGCAGACCCUGUGAUGCAGUCGGGCACCGGAACUCCUUGUUGAGUAAUGGUGGCGGCACUUUUCAUUCCCUUAAAAUGGACUCUUCCCCGGUGUGUAGGCGGGGGGCGUGUCCCGGUGUCUGUCAUUUUUCACAGGUCACGUGUUUCUUGAUUCAGUUUAAGUUGGUGAGGGAUGUUGCUUGAUAGGGCUUAUUACUCCAUAUUCUGGAAAUGUAGAAGGUAAAGAGGAGUCCCUAUUCAUUCUUUGAAAUGAAAUGAAUGAAUUAGAUUGUACUUAGUUCCACUUGCUAUUUUAAAUACAUGUUUAAUGACAUUGUAAAAUAAUCCAGUUUUGUGUACCAUAUGUACAUUUGAUUUUUUAAUAGCCUUUCCAAAGAAAUGAGGGCAUGAUUAUUGUACAGUACUGUGACUGAUUUAAUCUGAUGUACAGAACAGAGUGUGUUCUUAAGGAUAAAAAUACUUAUCAGCACUUGUUCUUGUGUUCUGAAUCUUUUAUUUCUGAAACACUCAAACACCUUACAAAGUGCUGAGUCGGGGUAGUGCGCCAACCUGUUUGCUAAAUGAAUAUUUGUUUAAAUCUGUACAGUUUCAAGUGUUUACUUACACAAAAAGUGUACAUACUUUCAAAUAAUUAAUUUAAAAUGCUUUAUAUUAUUUGGCUAGAAAUUGCUGUUUUUAAUAAAUGUGAAUUUUUUUAAAAAAUAAA
Choloepus didactylus (southern two-toed sloth) is the source of this 4466-nucleotide messenger RNA. It is a transcript of the gene COG3, whose product is annotated as component of oligomeric golgi complex 3. The transcript has 23 exons. Gene Ontology annotation, biological process: Golgi organization; intra-Golgi vesicle-mediated transport; intracellular protein transport. Gene Ontology annotation, cellular component: COG complex; membrane; cis-Golgi network. NCBI's taxonomy places the organism in Eukaryota, Metazoa, Chordata, Mammalia, Pilosa, Megalonychidae. The coding region runs from base 136 to 2583 and encodes 815 amino acids. The record is from RefSeq and is a predicted model, not a curated record.